This is a messenger RNA of Hansenula anomala, 463 nucleotides long. RefSeq lists its product as uncharacterized. Gene Ontology annotation, biological process: dolichol-linked oligosaccharide biosynthetic process. Lineage: Eukaryota; Fungi; Ascomycota; Saccharomycetes; Phaffomycetales; Wickerhamomycetaceae. The record is from RefSeq and is a predicted model, not a curated record. The annotation marks the transcript as partial. Gene Ontology annotation, cellular component: membrane. The transcript has a single exon.
CAACAUCAACAUUCAACCUCGAGAUUCAAUCAAGGGAAUUGGUUUCUUAAUUGGUUUUUUAUUCAAGAUGUCCAAGCCCUCAAAGGAUAAUCAAGAUACGGAAAAGCUUCUUUCCAAGUCAGCAAAAGGUGUGACGUUCUUACUUUUCGGGCAGGUUUUCACAAAAUUUAGUACCUUUAUUUUGAAUCAAAUCUUGAUUAGUUAUAUAUCCCCAAAGAUCUUUGGUAUAAAUGCCUUUUUGGAAUUUCUGAUCAGCACAAUUUUAUUCUUCAGUAGAGAAGGUAUAAGGCUUUCAUCUCAGCGGAUUAAUGAUACAAUUGGUGAUGAUGAGAAAUCAUCUGAAGAUGAAAAAAAAUUGGAUAAAUAUGAUCAUAAUAGAGUAUUUCAUGGCUCAAAAUUAGCAAUAUUACAAAGUAUCAUCAAUAUUUCCUAUGUUCCUUUAAUGAUCGGUGUUCCAUUAUCC